Molecule: messenger RNA, 5050 nt
Organism: Pezoporus occidentalis (night parrot)
Lineage: Eukaryota; Metazoa; Chordata; Aves; Psittaciformes; Psittacidae
Gene: MARCHF6
Product: membrane associated ring-CH-type finger 6
Exons: 25
Coding region: 1315-3978 (887 amino acids)
Cellular component (GO): endoplasmic reticulum membrane
Molecular function (GO): zinc ion binding
Source: RefSeq, a predicted model, not a curated record
UACAUGUAGUCUCAGAUAUCAUUUCAUAGCCUUAUCAAUGUUACCCUUGAAAGCUCUGAAUAGUAGCAUGAAAGUAAGUAGUCUAUAUAUACACUCACUUUCCAUAAAUACCACAAGAAUGUUACAACUUCUACAGUUUCAGACUUCAGUUCCCACUAUUAGAAUUUCACAACACUUGCCAGGAUGCUGAAGAGGCUUCCCAAGGUUAUAAAGCUCUAAACAAGAGUAUCAGAAAAGACUGUUUGUGCCUUAAGGAAGAGGAAGUACCUGCUCUGGUGUUGGUGUGUGCCUGAACUCUUGUCGCAGUGUCAGAUGCACUUCCUUAGCUGUUGAUAGCCCACUAACAACAUUAUGAUCGUUGUGUUUCUGAUGGAUUUUGUGCUUUACUGAAUUACAUUGUGGAGCUAGAAAAUGUGACUGGAUGAUGAGAGCUCAGAUAAGAGAGGCUGUGGAGGGUAAUAAAGGCUAGAUCAAAGCAGCAGCUUCACCUCAGAAUGGUUGUUUCUUCUCUAGCACCUGAAAGGGACAGAUACCAGGUUUUGCUGAGAGGUGCUUCUGUUUCUUUCUAGUUAAAUCAGUUUGUUGCAAAAUAACAACAUCAUCUCCACUUUUGAAUGCUACCUCAGUGAACAUUCAGUUAGAGAGGUGAUAGAGAAUUGCUCUCUGGGGGAACAAAAAAGAGCUGUUACCCAAGGUCAUUCUUUCCAAAACACAUACAUGAAGGACAGGGCACAAAGUGUCUGUGCAAGUGGAAAAACAGCGUGUAUGACGCAGUGGAAUUCCCUCUGAAUGUGACAGUAGGUCAUAAGUAGCUUUACAUUUUGGCCCUCAGCAGUGUUUAUCGAUUUGAAGAUACCAGCUGCUUAACAGUCCAGAUUGUUAAACUCAUAAUAUGUUUAUUUGGAUUUAUAAAACAAGUGGGAAUAUCUAGAAAGUCUCAUAUCCUUUGAAAAAAUAAAAUGUAGGUUUUACUUAUUUUAGUAAGCUAGCAGAAGAAAACCUUUUCCAAAGAAAGAAUUAAUUUGCUUUCAGUAAAUUACAUUUUUUCUUCUUAGCAGUCUUGAGGAUAAGCGAACUGCUGUGGAAGCCAACAGACCAUUAAUGACUGGGUUCAGAGAUCUCUGGGGCUCUUCCAGAGAGCAGUGUGCUCUUAACUUACUGUCUUUCAUGCCAGAGAGUGUUCUUAGAGCAGCGGUUUCACAUCCUCUCUCUUGUGCUUGUUUGACCCUUUAUGAGGCUUAUCCAGUGUACAAAGUUGUCAACUUGCUAUAGUUGAAAUAGCUCUGUUGGAGGAAAUGCCGGAGAAAGGUGGGCAUGCUGCAGUCGGUGGGUGGGUCCUGCCUCUCAGAUGAAGAGGCCUGUCCUGAGCAGCCAUUUGGAAAUACUCUCUCAGAUAUAUGCAGAGUCUGUCGGUCUGAAGGAACUCCUGAGAAACCUCUCUAUCAUCCAUGUGUGUGUACUGGGAGUAUUAAAUUUAUUCAUCAGGAAUGCUUAGUUCAGUGGCUUAAACACAGCAGAAAAGAAUACUGUGAAUUAUGUAAGCACAGAUUUGCUUUCACACCAAGUCGUAUCUACAAGUGCUUGUUUACUGGCUCUGUGAGCUCACUACUGACACUGCCAUUAGAUAUUCUAUCAACGGAGAACUUGCUAGCUGACUGUUUGCAGGGGUGUUUUGUGGUAACUUGCACUCUGUGUGCAUUCAUCAGCCUUGUUUGGUUACGUGAACAGAUUGUCCAUGGAGGAGCACCACAAUGGUUGGAACAAAAUCAGCAACAGCCACUCAAUGGUGUUGGUCAACCAAAUGAGGCUCAGGCUGUUGUCAAUGGAGGUGUUGAAAAUGCUGUGCUGGAUCAACCUGCUAACCCAGCUGCUGAGAAUGCAGUUGUAGGUGAGAACCCUGAAAUUCAAGAAGAACAAGUAGAUGAAGAGGAGGAGGAUAAUGAAGAUGAAGAAGAUGCUGUAGUUGAAGAUGCAGCAGAUGCAAACAAUGGAGCACAAGAUGACAUGAACUGGAAUGCUUUGGAAUGGGAUCGAGCAGCAGAAGAACUUACUUGGGAGCGAAUGCUUGGACUUGAUGGAUCUCUGGUUUUUUUAGAGCAUGUUUUUUGGGUGGUAUCUUUAAAUACAUUGUUCAUACUUGUGUUUGCAUUUUGUCCAUACCAUAUUGGUCACUUCUCCAUUGUUGGCCUGGGCUUUGAAGAAUAUGUUCAAGCAUCUCACUUUGAAGGCCUGAUUACAACUAUAGUCGGAUAUGUUCUGCUAGCAGUGACUUUAAUUGUUUGCCAUGGUUUGGCAGCUCUUGUUAAGUUCCAGCGAUCACGUCGUUUAUUAGGAGUUUGCUAUAUUGUUGUCAAGGUUUCCUUGUUAGUAGUGGUUGAAAUUGGUGUGUUUCCUCUCAUCUGUGGCUGGUGGCUGGAUAUAUGCUCUUUGGAGAUGUUUGAUGCCACUUUGAAAGAUAGAGAAUUGAGCUUUCAGUCUGCCCCAGGUACCACAAUGUUUCUGCACUGGUUAGUUGGGAUGGUUUACGUCUUUUAUUUUGCAUCCUUCAUCCUUUUAUUGAGAGAGGUAUUGAGACCUGGUGUCUUAUGGUUUCUCAGGAAUUUGAAUGAUCCAGACUUUAAUCCUGUGCAGGAAAUGAUUCACUUGCCCAUUUAUAGACAUCUCAGGAGAUUUAUCUUAUCAGUGAUUGUCUUUGGAUCAAUUGUACUGCUCAUGCUCUGGCUUCCUAUACGCAUUAUUAAAUAUCUUCUGCCUAACUUUCUUCCAUAUAAUGUUAUGCUUUACAGUGAUGCUCCAGUAAGUGAGCUUUCCCUAGAGCUUCUUCUGCUUCAGGUAGUGCUUCCAGCUUUGCUAGAACAAGGACAUACAAGACAGUGGUUGAAAGGUCUUGUACGAGCAUGGACUGUUACUGCUGGCUACUUGCUGGAUCUCCAUUCUUACCUGCUUGGUGACCAGGAAGAGAAUGAAAACAAUGCAAACCAGCAAGCUAACAACCAGCAUGCUCGCAAUAAUAAUGCCAUUCCAGUUGUGGGGGAAGGUCUUCAUGCAGCCCAUCAAGCCAUACUUCAACAAGGAGGACCUGUGGGUUUCCAGCCUUAUCGUAGGCCUUUAAAAUUCCCGCUCAGGAUAUUUCUUUUGAUUGUUUUCAUGUGCAUAACAUUACUGAUUGCUAGUCUUAUCUGCCUUACCUUACCAGUGUUUGUAUUUUCAGUAUUUGCUGGCCGUUGGUUAAUGUCAUUUUGGACGGGGACUGCCAAAAUCCAUGAGCUGUAUACAGCUGCAUGUGGUCUUUAUGUGUGUUGGCUAACUAUCCGAGCAGUGACAGUGCUGGUCGCCUGGAUGCCACAGGGUCGUCGAGUGAUUUUUCAGAAGGUUAAAGAAUGGUCUCUCAUGAUAAUGAAGACAUUAAUAGUGGCUAUACUGCUAGCUGGUGUGGUUCCGCUUUUACUUGGUCUUCUGUUUGAACUAGUUAUUGUUGCACCUUUGAGAGUUCCUUUGGAUCAAACACCUCUCUUCUAUCCUUGGCAGGACUGGGCUCUUGGAGUUUUGCAUGCCAAAAUAAUUGCUGCCAUAACACUGAUGGGUCCCCAGUGGUGGCUGAAAACUGUUAUUGAACAGGUAUAUGCAAAUGGGAUUCGUAACAUUGAUUUACACUUCAUAAUUCGUAAACUGGCAGCACCCGUAAUCUCUGUUCUGUUGCUUUCCCUGUGUGUACCAUACAUCAUAGCCUCUGGUGUUGUACCUUUAUUAGGAGUUACUGCUGAAAUGCAAAACCUUGUUCAGCGACGAAUUUAUCCUUUUCUGCUUAUGGUGGUGGUUUUGAUGGGAAUUCUCUCCUUCCAAGUCCGCCAGUUCAAGCGCCUUUAUGAACAUAUUAAAAAUGACAAGUACCUUGUCGGGCAACGACUUGUGAAUUAUGAACGGAAGUCUGGUAAACAAGGCACAUCAACUACUCCACCUCAGUCUUCACAAGAAUAGAUGGUCAUAAACAUCUUGACCUUCCCUUUGCCUUUACAUGUCCUUUUUUUUCAUAGACUCUUCUUCAGUCUUUGAAUAUCUCUUCCAAUAAUGCUCUCAGCAGUGUUUUGGCUUCUGUUAAUAGCAUCCAGAUAGCAGUUAAGGCUCUGUUCCUUAUCUGCAUUUUUCUGAUGUUAUCAAUGCUGUCUGAGGUCUGUAUAUGUGUAAAUAGAAGUAUCCUGACACCCUAAAACCUUGGAUUAAAAAGAAUGUGCAUUGUACAUCUUUAAAAAAGUAUAUUAAUUUAUUAAAUCUAGUUGUCACUUUAUUUUGGACUGCUGUUCUGUUGACAAUGUGCCACAAAGCAAUACUGCAAAGAGGCAAGAUGUUUUUAUAAAAUUUGGAGCUUACUUUAUGGCGUUCAUAACAGUUCUUACUGUAGUAAUAUAGUAUGAGUUUUCAUGAGUGGAAGAACCACACAGAAUAUCAGAAGUAAGUAACUGUCUUACAGUCAGCAAUGAAGUGGCUGUGGUGAGAACAUAAUGAACUAUGUAUCUUGCUGUCAAGUCUUUUUUAUUAUUUUGUAUAACACCAAAGCUGUUGUACAUUUUUCUAUUGCCUGAUUGUUUUUCAUGUGUCUGAGUUUGUAAUAUUGUACAGUUGCUGUUAAAUCAAGAAAAUACUUCCUCUUCUGAGAAUUCAGAUGUACUUGUUGAGACUCAGCUGGGUGUUUCUGUUGGGGGAGAUUGGGGGGGGGACGGACACAAGGGGGGUGGUAUCGGCUUUAGGCAUCAGGAUUUCCUGAACUGAAACAGUAAAUAAUUUACUAAGGUUAGGUGAUGGAAGCAUUUAAAGGUACCAAGGAUUAGAUAGGUUCAUAACUGAAAUUGUAGCCAAUUUCUUAUCAAUAAUAGAAAUUUUCAGGACCUCAGGGGGAGGGAUGAACCUUAUCUGAUGUGUUUGCACAAAAACAACAGAGUGUAAGCACCAUUUUGACCUGGUCCUUAACUAAAGAGCCUGAAAUCUUUUUUUUCUGUAAGUUACCAAAGUUGCAAAUUUUAGUAUGAAUUUUAUAUUGCACAGUUACUUCAAA